Messenger RNA from Neolamprologus brichardi, 2783 nucleotides. Lineage: Eukaryota; Metazoa; Chordata; Actinopteri; Cichliformes; Cichlidae. The record is from RefSeq and is a predicted model, not a curated record.
CGUGAAUGCAGCAGUGAGCAGACAGAGUCAGGAAAUAGAGCCGAUCACUUCAGGGAGGACGCGGGGAGGACGCCUCCGACCGAAAAGCGGAUAAAUCUGAGAUUUUUACCGAGCAGAGGCUGUGAUUCGGAGUCACGAUGAACCUGUUCGCGGUGUUCGUCCUCCUGGGGACGGCGCUGACCGUAAACUGCGACACUCACUCCCUCCAUUACAUCUACACGGCGCUCUCCAAACCUGUCGGCCUCCCGGGCAUCCACCAGUUCACAGCCAUGGGUUUGCUGGACAACAGGAUGAUCGACUACUUUGACAGCGAGCAUCAGAAAAAAGUUCCCAAACAGGAGUGGAUGAGAGAGCGUUUACCUGCUGAUUACUGGGAUAAAGGCACACAGUCCCGCAAGAGCAAGCAGCAGUGGUUCAAGGUCAACAUCGGCAUCCUGAUGGAGCGAAUGAGACAGAAUGACUCAAGCACCCCUCACGUUCUUCAGUGGAUGCACGGCUGUGAGGCUGAAACGAAUCCUGACGGCAAGCUCAGGUUUGUCCGAGGCAUGGACAUGUACAACUACGAUGGAAACGACUUCCUGUCCUUUGAUGAUAAAAACGGAGUCUGGGUCGCUCCGAUUCCAGAGGCACAACCCACCAAGAGGAAGUGGGACGGCGUCCAGGUGCUGAAAGAGUACACCAAGGGAUACCUGGAGAACGAGUGCAUCGAUUGGCUGAGCAAGUUUGUGAAUUAUGAGGAUAAGCAGCUACGAAGCGCCUCUAAACCUGACGUGUACGUGUUUGGAAAGAAGGUCAAAGAGGGGACCAACCUCAUCCUGACCUGCCUCGCCACAGGCUUCUACCCCAAAGACAUCGAAUUGUGGAUCAAGAGGAACGGACGUGUUCUGACUGCAGACGACGGCCUGAAGAGCUCGGGUGUUGUUCCAAAUAACGAUGAGACCUUCCAGAGACGAGACUAUGUGGAGAUUUUGAAGUCUGACCUGUCAAAGUUCAGCUGUGAAGUCGUUCAUAAGGCAUCCAAUGUGAAUGUUAUCAGUGUCUGGGACCACAGCAUGUUUAUAGAUCCUGAGCCUCCGGGAAACAUGGGCAUCAUCAUUGGUGUUGUAGCUGUAAUCUUGGUGCUGGUUAUUGUUGGAGUGCCUCUGGUUCUGAUCUUAAAGAAACGGGGCAUUAUUGGAGGUGAUGGCAACAAAAGUGGCGGCAGCGGGUCACCUCUCAAUCCCAGCCCCACUGGGUCACAGCGGUCCGACAGCCCUACCGGUGACUCUGAACCUUGUCUCACUGUUGUCUCUGAAAACCAAAACCAGCCUGCAGAGCAACGUGGACUCCUGCCAAACGAGAAUGGAGAAAGAUGUGAGCAGAAUGGUGGUGAUCAGGUCUGAAGCAUUCAUGAGAACAUCCAUCACGGCACAGAAGGACUCGCAUGAACCAGAUUUCCUUAAACAACAAAUACAUUUACCAUUGGGCAGAGCACACAAACUAGGGGAGAAGGAAGUUAAAUGUUUUUCUUUCUCAGAAAACUGGAUUAGUAAAAAAAUGUUCUUUUACUGUUUUCCAUGAAAUGGGUUUGCAUGAAGCAUGAAUGAUUCUUUAAGAUAAUCCUGUCACAGUGAAAUUCAGAUGAGCAUGUUUAAGCGCUCACAGGUCAGGAGUGUUUCCUCCAGGAGUUUAAAACCUAAAGAGUGCAGAUCAACCUGAAAGUAUGUGGUCAGUACCAAAUGGAGGAUUUACUCAAAACCUAACAUUUAAAACCAGGUCAGUCAGGGUUUCGUUUAAAUUGGAUGGGUGGAAUUACCAAAGCACCUUUAAAAGACAUUAAGACAGAUCGUAAAAUAACAGACUGAAAACCUGGUGCUUAACUGGUGUUUGAUUCAGUAAAAGUUUCUCAAUGACACACUUGAGACAGAUGGAAGAAAAUAUUUAGGAGUGUGAUGUGGUUUGUUGUAUUAGCGUGUAGAAGUAUACAUUAAAAAUAAAGACGAAAAAAUCAGAAAAGCAUCAAAAUGAAUUAAAAUGUUUUUUAAAACUACGUUAGUAGUUUAAUCCUAUGUCAGCGAGCACUGUGCAGCCUGGAGUUGAAUGAUUUUAACACCCCAGAGUGAUCAUUACAUUUGGCUGAUUAUGAUGAAAUUAGAUAAAAGGUUUUUAAUAAGGUCUUCUUCUCUUUGCCAAAGUUAGUGAAGUUAGGAUAAUAAAAAUUACACUUUGUAAAUAAUUUUCUAACUUUCUUGUGUUUGAGCCUUUGAAAUUAAUUGACAUUGUUUGGAUUUAAGAAGCCAUUGCUUUUGGUAGAUUAGACCAAAAAUUUUGAAAUUAUCGUAAAACUUAAGUUGUGGAAACGUAUUUUCAUACAUACAGUCUGUAAGUUGAAAUCACUUGAAAUGGUAGCUAGUACUUCUACUUUCUGUGUUUUUUUUUUUUGAAUGAUUUUCUGGGUUCUAGCUGUAUGCUAAACUGUCUUUAGAUAUACUUUAUUGUAAAAAGUUAAGCCCUCCUGAUUAAAUUGAGUCUUUUGAAGAAAUAUCUGCUGUAAUACUCAGUGUAAGAAAUCCCUUCAUGUCAACAUGACAGGGAUUAUAAUGCAGGACUGACAGAUAUUUAAUAUUUGCAGCUGCUGUUUGAAAUUUGUUUUGGUCUUUAAUGCAGAGAGCAUAACGUAAUUAAAGUUGAUGUUUGUAUCCUGUCACUUCACAAAUCCUCGGGCUAUCCUAUUUGAUCCCUUUUGUAUGUAUAUAUCAUAUCAUACCACGUUUUUUCUUCAAUAAAAAUAAAGAAAACCUUUA